UAAAUCUGGCUCCACACAAAGACGCCCAUUGACGACACAUAGUCGCAGUACUGGAAGAGCUCGUGGAGAGCAACAUCUCACAUUCAAAUACCAGGAUUUGCCCGAGGAAGAGAACUUAUAUCUGAACCUCCAGGCAGGGGUACCCAAAGCUCGUCUGCAACAUGAAGUUGUCUUUUGUUCUAGCUUUUGCGUUUAUCCUUCCACUUAUGAGGGCUCAGGUACCUCACUGGGGACCAUGUCCAGAUCCAACUGUUCAAACUGCCUUCAAUCUCAAACAGUUCAUGGGGAGAUGGUUUGAAAUUGCCAAGCUGCCGGCCCAGUUUGAGAAGGGACGAUGCAUCGAAACCAAUUUCACUUUGACGACGGACAGCUCCAUUCGGGUGGUCAGCUCUGAGAUACUAAAAGGAGAGCUGAGGAAAAUAGAAGCUGGAGUCAUAGAGGACAUGAAGAAUCCGGCCAAGCUGGGGAUAAGUUAUUCCUAUGUGCUUCCAUACUCCCCUUACUGGAUCCUGUCCACCGACUAUGUGAACUCCGCUGUGAUCUACUCCUGCACAGACAUCCUGAGACUCUUCCACGUUGACUUUGCAUGGGUCCUCAGCCGAACACGAACCUUGCCAGAAUCAACUCUUGAGAAAGCAAGAGACGUCUUUGCAAAAAAUAACAUUGACGUGAGCAGGAUGAUUGCUAGCAGACAGCAAGGCUGUGACAAAACUCUGUAGAAGAGCAGAACAAGUUGAGGCAGUUCAUGACAGGAGGGAAAAAAAUGUUUAAGAAAUCUUUUACUUUUUCUUCAUGCUGAUUGUGACUUGGAGGCUAGAUUUAACAUAUUUACUCAGUUUCUUUAUGUUUGGAAUCUUUCUGCCUUGUCAUGACUAUAUAAAUGUUUACAGUACAACAUAACUGCAUGCCUCACUGUACAUUAUCAUGGUUUGUUGAAUUUGACGGAGAAAAGCAGAACUACUAAUGCAAAGUCAUAGUGAACCCAUCUUUUUGUGAAACGUAUCAUCACUGGUGGUGCUAUUAAAACCUGUGGAUAAUGUUUUCACAGAAGCUAUUUUGUCAUAAUAAA
This is a messenger RNA of Notolabrus celidotus (New Zealand spotty), 1069 nucleotides long. RefSeq names its product apolipoprotein Da, duplicate 1 (gene apoda.1). Gene Ontology annotation, molecular function: lipid binding. The record is from RefSeq and is a predicted model, not a curated record. Gene Ontology annotation, biological process: tissue regeneration; lipid transport; brain development. Lineage: Eukaryota; Metazoa; Chordata; Actinopteri; Labriformes; Labridae.